UGAUAAAGGUGUCAGAAUUAAUUGGGAAAAAUACAAGAUUAGUUUGCUGAAAAUGAUAAUGUGGGUUUUUGUGGAGCUGUGAAAACAAUAUGCAAAGGUUACGUUGCUAAACGAAUGAGUUCUAUAAUAGCUUCUUACUUAGAAGCAUAUCAAGUUUUGACCCGAAAGGUAAUUUAGGCCACUUUCAAAUAUUUUGUGCGAGAAUUCUGAAUUUUUAAAAUUUUUAUCUUUCUAAGGCACUUAUGCAUACUUCCAAUCAUAAUGACCGUUCUUAUUCUAGGUACCAUCGAGGCAAGCCUUAAUGGAAAACUCAGCUUGGAAUUCGCCAUGGCUGGAACCUGGAGGAAUCCUUUUAAAUUCGAAUACCUUGCUCUUGCCAACUUGAAUCUUGCGAUAGGCAUAUCUGUUGGUGGUGGAGGUGUACUUCCAACUUUUCAAUUUGGAGGAACUGUUUGGGUUGGUGUGAUAGAAGCUGGCUCCAAUGAUCAUGCUAUCAAGAUUUCAAUCUACUUUGGUAUCGAUUUCAAUAAUCCAGAUGACAAUUAUAUCUUUGGGUCUGUUAACAAGUUUACUCUGAGUCAAAUUUUCAAAGCAUUCAAGUUGGGUAAACCUAAAGUUCCUAGAGUGGUAGCAGAAAGCGGAUUUCCAGAAGGAUUAACGGUUUCAUACAGUAUGGAAGGGGAGACAAUUGAAGCACUCGAUUUGAAUAUACAAAAGGGUCUAUAUCUCAAAGGGACAUUAAACUUUCUUGGUUUUAAAGUUUGUGCCGAAAUUCUUAUAAGCCCUCCAGAAAAACUUCUCAUCGACGUAGCACUUUCUCCAAUUUCCUGGGCCGGAGGGCUGAUAACCCUGCAAAGGAAUGAAACAGAUGGAGUCAACGGCCCUAAGGCGUUUAUUUACCUCAAGCCAGAUUCAGUGACUGUCCAGAUUGAGGGCUAUAUAUCGUUACUUGGAAUCUCAAAAUAUGUUUAUAUAGACGUUUCAGACACUGGGUUCAAAUUUCAGAUGACAACCGAUAUAUGGGGAAUGAUUCGCUCAGAUUUGGUUGUACAAGCUGCUUAUGGAAAUUUGGCAGCGCUUCAUUUUUCCUUUGUGGCAAAUGUCAAAAUAGACUUCCAUUUGAGACAAAUCGCUGAUGCUGCGAUAAAAUAUCUAGACAAGGCCAAAGAUAUUGCAGUUAAGAAACUAGAAGAGGCCCAAAGAAGAGUUGCAGAUGCUCAAAAAAAAGUUGAAAAUGCUGAGAAGAAAAUGGAUGGCUGGAAAAAGUCGAUUGACGAUUAUCAGAACAGACUCAGAAAAAGGGCGGCAGAAAUUGAAGAAGCGAAGAAAGAGUUUGCAAAAAGUUGCAAAAGUGAAUGCGGUGAUGUUUGCAUACCGUUCUUGGACUGGAAGUCAGAAUGCUUCAAGAUCUGGUGGUGGUGGGUUGGCUGCCCAACUUGGAACAACUGCAAAUGGAAAGCUCCAAACGUUAUUUGCAUUGCUGCUUGCGAGAUUAAGAAGGCGGCCAAAAAGUUCGUUGCAUGGGCAGAACAGACUGGCAUUAAGAUAUUGAUUGGACUAUCAGAGGUAGGAAAAGGUCUUAUUGACGUGGGAAAAGGCUUCGUGACAAUGGCUAAGCAUUUAGUUGGAUUUGCUAUUGAUAUUCUGAAGUUCGUGCAAGAUGUAGUAAAAGUUGGAAUUGAAAUUUCGAAAAAUAUCAUGAAUUGGGUUGGGGAUAAUUUGUUUAAAGUUGAACUGCUAGAACUAAGAGGCAAGCUCACUAGUGACUUCAAUGCAUGCGUUGGUAUAACAUGCAAAUUCGUCAUUUUUGGAUUGAAGGCUGAUUACACUGGUGACUUGUGCGUUAAUUUGAAGUUCUGGGAGAACCUUGCUGCCGAUACGGUAGAGGAAAAGUACAAGGGGACGAAGAAAAUGAUCCAAAAAGUGCCAAACAUUGAUGGAAAAGCAAGGGAGUUUGAAAAUAAUAAGAAUGACUUGGGCAAGAAAGAAGAAGACAUAGAGAAGGAUGUGAAAAAAGAGACAAAGGAUCGCCGGAAGAGAGACUAUGUUCCUACAGCUGAGGAAAUGUAUUAUAGAAGACUUGCAGAGGAGCCCUUGCCAGCAAUUGUGACAAGAAGUGCAUCUACUGUUAACGCCUUUAAGAAUGGCGCACCUUGGGUUUUGGUGGAAGGUUUUGACAAAAGCAACUUUGAUCACACACCUCUGGAGGACUCAAAUAUUCCAGCCGAGAAAAGGACUCUCCAUGAAGAUUGGCAUAAGCAUCAUGCGAAACCAUGCUUGCAGAUCAGCAAAGUUAUUGACAAAUACAGCAUGAUUGCCGAUGGACUAAGGUCACUGCAUGAUUCGAUGAUUAAUGUUCGUGAGGGUUACCAAGCAACAAAAAGGACUAUGCAGCAAGGUGUUGAUGACUUGAGACGUGAGAUAACGUCCACAGAAAUGAAGCACAACAUGACACACGAAGAACAAGAGGAUCUCUAUCAUUGGUAUAACAAAGCAAAAGAUGGCACAAAGAAAUGGAAUUAUAAGGCAAGACACCUAAUGGCAGAUGAACACAGUCUCAUGCUGCCAAGAUUCAGAAGUCAAAUUGAACACAUAUUGAAGAAGGAAAAAGACCAGAACUUCCUUGGGUAUAUGAAUGAACUACACGAAGUCGGGCAAGCUGCAUUUAAGAGAUCAAACAUUCCUUCUGAGAGCACCGUCACUGCUGCCAAAGAGCUUCGCAGAAUCAAAAAGGAUCUCAUUGACUUGGUUCACAGUGAUGAAUCAAACCAGCCGAGGUUCGGUGCUAAAGUCAGAAGCAUACAAACAAACAUUCGUGGACUGAAAAGGUCUAUGGAAAGGUGCAAUUAGAUUGCAAUCAGUUUUGAUAGCAUCAACAAAGUGUUAACUGGAAUGAAAGUGUAUGCUAUUUCAUUACAAAGUUGUUUGUGUGGGUACAUGAAACAAAUGAUACGAAGCAGGGUAUCCUUACUUUUCCUACUCACUUUACAUCUUUUUGCAGAGACAGAAUUAAGAACAUUACACGGUUUUCGACAUUUUUCCGUCAAAAAAAUUUGUUACAUACGGGGAAGUCUUUUGUCAGAAUUCCAAAUGUCUAGUGUUCCUCUUUAACCAUUAGUAGGGCAAAGUAGGGUAGGCGAAAAAAAACGAAUUGAUAAUAGUGUGCUUGUGGCACCUGAUAAAUUUGAAAUCAUCGUGUAAACGGGGCCUUAGUCAAGAUCUUGUACCUCUUUGUCUUACAGAAGCCUUUAAAAGUCUUCUGCAAAACCCAAAAGACCAGUUGUACAUCUGUUGGUGGAAAAGAAAGGAAGAAAUAAACGUGAAGCAGAUAAAGCCUUUACCAAGGGGUCUCCUUGCAGGCACGGUUAUAAAUUCCACUGGGCACUGUACACAUUUCCUGCUUUCAAUAACCCGAGGCUGACUCGAUUUCUAAAAUGAUGACUCGACUUCUAAAAACUUAACAGGGUCGUUUUCUUAAUAUAUGAUGACUAUAGUCUUGUCUGGAUUCACUCUUGUUCAUCUAAAUUGACAAGAGACCCUUUUGUUUAGAAGUCUUCCACUGAAUAUAAACUAAUAUAGCCACCUGACUACUUUCAAACUUGUGGAAGCCCUGCUUUAUGGCAACAUCAAGAAAUCAUGACACUGAAGAAAUAGUUAAGGUAGGACAUCUGACCGUACUGAUACGCUUUCGCUACAGGAUGCUUAGGUUCUGUGUUUUCUAACAUGAUUUUCGAAAAUUUUCUUCUGUGGCUUCUUCAAAAGAACAUGAAUCAACGUUGCUGAAUUGUUGAGACUAUGAAAGCAUCCACUGUUUGGCAUUUCUUGUUGUUUAUUAAAAAGGUUUAAUCGGAAAUCGAGAUACUUUUGAAAGACUGACGUAUCUCGACUCGGUUUGCUGUUCUAUAUGCCCCGCCAUAUGGGACAAAAGUCUAUUAUACAAAAUAUGUGGUGUGAUUGUAAAUAUAUUGUUUAAAUCUAAUAUAAAUCUGUUGUACAAUUCAUAUCGACGUUACUUCAUUUAACUUAAAGCGUGCCCUCUUGACAUUUAUAAAUUGUUUUCGGAAAUUUCAGAAAUAUAAGGUCUGAAUUUGUUUGCAAAUAUAUAGGGUCUAAGCGCAAAUUAUAUGCGCAAUGACAGUUCCCGCCAAAACAUAUUGUGCCUCCAACUUGUGAAUUUGCUAAUUUCCAACUUGUGACCUUACUCUCUGAAAUAGGAUCUGGUUUGCUCGCACAACUUGGUCUGCCUUUGAGUCGGCCAACAAAAUGGCUUCUUUCACACGGAAUUUGUUUCCACCGUUGCCAUUGUGGUGGAAGCUUGAGCAACGACUUCCCCAAGAAGAUGGGCUAGUUUAUGGUAUUGUGGGCACAAAACUAAGCCAUUUCAUGCUGAUAUUGGAAGCAUUCGCAGCCAUUUUGUGCAACGUGCAAUGUGUAAAUCGAGUCAGAUUUGGCGGGAAAUGUCACUACGCAUAUCGUUCGCGCUUAGACCUUAUAUAUUUGCAAACAAAUUCAGACCUUAUAUAUUUGCAAACAAAUUCAGACCUUAUAUAUUUGCAAACAAAUUCAGACCUUAUAUAUUCGCAAACAAAUUCAGCCCUUAUAUAUUUGCAAACAAAUUCAGACCUUAUAUAUCUGAAAUUUCCGACCACAAUUUAUAAAUGUCAAGUGGACACGCUUUAAGUUAGGAGAAAUAACGUCGAUAUGAAUUGUUCAACAGAUUUAUAUUAGAUUUAAACAAUACAUUUACAAUGUACAAUGCAAUUACAUCAUAUAUUUUUUACAAUAGGCUUUGGUCCCAUAUGGCGGGGCAUAGGCCCCCUUACAGAUCAUCUAAUAAGUGUUCUUCAAAAGAGGGGGUAUCAAAUUCACACAGCUAAGCUAGUGGAGCGUAUCUCAUAGGGUAGGGGUUUAGAAGAGUGGCAUCUUUAUCAAGAUAGGAUUUGCUGUAAUACUCUCUCAUGUUUGUCGUGUACAGUUCUACAAUAAAAAUUAAUAAAGACAAAGAAACGCUAAAUGACCUAAGCCAUAGCGUGUGUCAGAAAAAUGUUUAUUUGUCAUAUUGUGGUCGAUAAAACCACUCUGCCUUCGUAAGUCUCUUAAUUGAUCGUUAGGACCGGCAUAACGUCAACGAAAACAAGGUCCUGACGACGAAGACCCAAUGGCCAAUCUUCUAGGGAUAAAUGGCAGGCCUAUGUACAAAUUACAUUCUGCUUUUAUGUAGCAGAGUCUGCUAAUCGUAAUAUCAAAACUUUUCCACAGAGUCACUGUGGGUUGCUGUGGGUUGCUGUGGGUCGCUCUGGUUCCCUUUGGGUCGCUCUGGGUCGCU
Rhopilema esculentum is the source of this 5326-nucleotide messenger RNA. RefSeq lists its product as uncharacterized. The record is from RefSeq and is a predicted model, not a curated record. NCBI's taxonomy places the organism in Eukaryota, Metazoa, Cnidaria, Scyphozoa, Rhizostomeae, Rhizostomatidae.